GGAGUUGGUUGUGUCGAGUUUCGACGGAGGGGAACGCUAUUAAAAUAUCCACAAACAUUAUCUUUAAUUGGACAGAAUUUUGUGCUUGUGUGCGUUCGGGCGCUGUUUUUUUUUACUCCCCAACCAGUGACGAUUCCGUUUUUUCGAAACUUGAUGACUGUUAUCAGCCGUGUUUAGUGUGCAGUGAUCGUGUGUGAUUUUCGAUUACUCGUUAAACUUAGUGGUUAUCGUAUAUGACAAUACAUUAGACUAGUAAACCGGCAGUGACGAAAAUGUCAUCGGUUACAUGACGAAAGGCACGUAGAACGCAGCGUGAAUCGGCUACCGAAACGAAAACGCAAAAGUAAAAUCGGAAAAUGGUCCACGUGCUCUGUAAUUGUGAAUCGUAAUGCAUGGUUCGUUAAUUGAUCGGCAAUUAUAUUCCUGUCCCGUUCUUUCUAAUUACCAGUAACAAUAAUUUUGAUUACGCCGCGUCACUAGUGAUAAUUGUUAGAUUUGUAAAUCAAACAAUCGAUUCUAAAAGUAAUAAAUCGUAAAUCUACGUUAGAAAAAAAAAUAUUUUUAAAAAUCGAACACAAGUUUUGUCGAGUUCCACAACUGCGGUUGCUAUAGACGAGUGUGUUUAGAAACUUACAAGUGCUGUGACAAUUUGUGUUUCAAAAAAAAUUAUUGUGACAAAGUGAUGCCGUGUCUGAUUGCUUGACUUGCAUUUAACCGCUGGACAAGCGGCGAAAUAUCAAACAAGGAGCAUAAAUCCCUCAAAAUUACCCGAAUUCAAUCCCCAAACAACAAACCCAGCACACUGAGUUUCUCAGAUCCCUUCGGGCCUCCCCAGUCCUCGGACGGGGGGGGCCCAUCGACCCCCCAACCUGCUAUGACCACCCAGGACGCUUUAGACCACCAGCAUCACCAUUUAGGGGGGUCACAAACCCCCCACGAUAUAUCUAAUUCAGCAAACUCAACACCGACCAAUGUAUCAUCAAAGUCUGCUUUUAUAGAGCUCCAGCAGCAUGGUUAUGGUCCUUUUAAGGGGGGGUAUCAGCAUCCCCAUCAUUUUGGGAGUCCUGGGGGCCAACAGAAUCCCCAUGAGGCCUCCGGGUUCCCGAGCCCAAGAUCGUUAGGGUAUCCUUUCCCUCCUAUGCAUCAGAACACCUAUGGGUACCACUUAAGUUCGUAUGCUCCGCAAUGUGCAAGUCCGCCUAAAGACGAGAAAUGCGGUCUUUCCGACGACCCAGGUCUUCGGGUGAAUGGCAAAGGAAAGAAAAUGAGGAAACCCAGGACGAUAUACUCCAGUCUUCAGCUCCAGCAGUUGAAUAGAAGGUUUCAAAGGACGCAGUACCUCGCCCUUCCCGAAAGGGCGGAACUAGCCGCGAGUUUAGGUUUAACUCAAACGCAGGUGAAGAUAUGGUUCCAGAACCGUCGGAGCAAAUACAAAAAGAUGAUGAAAGCGGCUCAAGUAGGCGCGCCGCCACCCAGCCUCGGCCUCCCACCAGGCAGCCCCCCUAAUAAUAACCAGUUAUUACACGGAGGCGGCGGCAGCUCCAGUGGUUCUCAACACUCGCCGUCGGCGUACCAGAGCGGGGGUCCUGCGCAGGCGCAUUCGCCCACGCCGAGUUCGACCCCCGUGUCCGAGUUGUCCCCUGGCUUGUCCCCGACUGGGACGCCGUGGGACGUGAAGCAACCACCACAACCGUCCUGGGACGUAAAGGUCGGAUAUCCAACGGCAGGCCGAUCGCCGGACGGUACCUCAUGUGAUGUGAAACCUCCACAUCAACAAUCUUGGGACCCCAGGGUCGGAUAUGAGGGUUUUUACGCUCGCUCGGAGGGUGUAGAAGGGCCGCCAAGUGAGGACGACCCCGCCAGAGGGCGCCCCAUGCCUUGGAUGUUGAAGGGCGCGCCGCCCGGCCCCUGGGACGUGAAGGGCGCGCAUGCUCAUGCACUGCACCACCAGGGAGCGCCACAGCCGCACCCGCCGUACGUGCCCCAAUAUUCCUGGUACCAGACCGACACCAACCCUGGACUUUUGACGUCAGUAUACAAAUGGUAUGGCCAGCAGUUUAACAGCCAUUGCACGGGAGAUAUUUAAUGUUAAUAAAAAAUUAAUGUAAAUCCACUUUUAAAAAGGCGAAUCACAAAACAGCGCUCACUUAGAUUAUAUAGAUAGAGCAUCGAGCCUCAAUAACGGGUCAACUUUUUGUCAGCUAAUUGUCAAAAUAGCUGACUCGUUUUUUUAUUAAUGUUCUGUCUAUACUUCAACGUAACUUAAACGUGUCUACUAUAUUGAAUUAAAAUGAGUUUUUACGCAUUAAAAAGGAGCAAAAAUUAUAAGACGAAAAAUAGAAAAUAAAAGAACUAAUACAGAAAUCACUCAUAAACGGUCAGUCAUCUUCCAUUUUAAGCAUAAAUUUAAUUAUAAAUAUUCACAUUUAACAAAAAUCGUGGCAUUUUUAUUAUUUUAAAUUGCCCUCAAGUGAAUAAGAACUUUUUCAAUAAGAAUGGAAUUAUUUUUAAUUAUUAUUUGUAUUUUGAACUAUUUUUUUUUUUGCAUAAUAUAAAUAUAAUAUUUAUGUAAAUUUAUUUAUUCUCUACCUCUAUACGGGUUGAUCAAUCCUUAGCUUCCUUUAAAGGACAAGUCAAAUCACACUUUAGUUUCUUUCACUGUAGUUACUGUUUUCUAUUCUUCUGUAAUUUUUCAACUGGAUUCGUCAUAUUUCCUUGUGUGUGCUACGUAUGUGUAUAUUUAUGUAUAUACUAUAACAAUACAUACAUACAUCAGUCAAAUACACGUUUUAAAUCUAUAAAAAUUCAGAGAUAUUUAUAUUAAAAGAAAUCGGUUAAAUAAAAACUAGUUAGAGUAUUUAAAAUGGCCGUUACUUUUAGUGACAUUAUCUGCCCAUAUUUAUAAUAUAUAUGGAGCCACAAAAACUGUUUUUCAACCUACACUUCAAAAUUUCACUAUAUUUUAAAGCAAUAUGAAGGAUUUUGAAGUUCCAUCUACAUCAUUCUUAUUCUUUAUCUACGCAUUAUUCUUAUUAAAUAAAUAAAUAAUACAAUUAAAUAUUGUAAAGGAUUAUUUAAUCUUAAUAAUAUUUUAAGUUACAACCUUUACCUAUUUGCAUUAAUCAAAAGUUAUAAUUUCUAAUCUGGUAACACUGUCGCGUACACAAUCGUAUGCAAAAGUUGACCCGUUUUUUUUAAGGCAUUUGUAUGGAGACACUCUGUCUAUAUAAUCUAUGGACGCACACAAUAUGGCGUCUAAUUGUCAAGACGAGAGAUGUAUCGGCACAACCAACUUUAAUUUUAAGGAAAUUAUUUAAUAGAAAUAAAAAGCAUUGUACAUUUUUAUAAUUAAAAUAAUAAAUAGGACAUAAUUGUUUAUAAUUAUUGUAAAUGUUACAUGUUAAAAUGGGAUAUGGAAACCAGGUAAAUGGCCAGAAAGAAUUUGUCUUUUCUGAGGUUUACAUUUUUUUUCUGAUGGCGACGCAUGUUUAAAUUGGAACUAGCUGAAAUAAAUAUUAGAAAUUACAAUUUUGUGUCAUUAUUUUUUUAUAAAAAUGUCAUAAUCACACGUAACCUGAGUUGUAUGAAUUUUUACUAUUCUAUUCCCGUACUGGUCCUGGUCUUAUUUUUUACAUACUUAAAGUCAAGUAUUAUUGUUAUUUUUGUAUCUAUUUAUGAAAAUUUGAAACAAAUUUCAUAUUUUAAACAUGUAUUGUAAAAUUUAAUUAAUUAUAUUCAAAUAAGUACAUAUUUUCUCGAAGAAAAUAUUUAGCAACCAUAUUAAUUAAUAAAAUUUAUGACAAGUAAAUUUAUAUUUAUAAUAAAAAGUCAUUUAUCACGUGGAAAAAAGAAAGUUUCUAAAGGAAUAAAUAAAUUUAUUUAAUUAGGUCAUACCCAAUUAAAUAUAAAUAUUUGAAUAAAUUUUAAGAUUCAUAUUAUUUUAUGUUUCCGUUCAAUUUAAAAAUUGGAAAAUGUAUUCAUAAAUAUAAGCUUUAAUGAGUUACAUACAUUAUUUAUUUAGUUUAAAUGAAAUGAAAACAUACGGGAAUGCAAACCAGUCUGUUGUGAUAAAUAAUUUUAAGUUUUUUUUUUUUCUAGAGACAUAAAUUGUUUUUAAUGAAUUGAAAAGUAUUUAUUGAAUUUUUUUUACAUUGCAAAAAUGUGUUCGGAUGCAUAAUAUUUUUAGCUACAUACAUAUAUUUUUUUUUUAUAAUGCAAUCUUUUUUUACCUGUAUAGAUACUUAUAGACUGUUUAUAAUAAUAUUUAUAGCAGUACCUAUAAAAUAUAUAAAUAAAUAUAUUGUUUUUGUUUUUCAUAGACAAAAAAAUAUUGUUAUGAACGGCCUCUAGUAUCAAAACUAUAAUCAAAAGUGGGUCUUUACGGGAAGUACGUUAUUGUAAAUAUUUUUUGUAAUAUAUAGUGAAAUAAACUAUACAUAUAGAUAUAGGUAGAUAGUAUAAUUACUUUAUAACUACAAUGUAUAAUAAGGAAAACGGAAUCUAAAAAAAAAGUGAAUUAAUUUCUUUUGUCAAAUAAAAUGAGAAAAAGAUACA
Molecule: messenger RNA, 4554 nt
Organism: Galleria mellonella (greater wax moth)
Lineage: Eukaryota; Metazoa; Arthropoda; Insecta; Lepidoptera; Pyralidae
Gene: Dll
Product: homeotic protein distal-less-like
Exons: 9
Coding region: 875-2086 (403 amino acids)
Biological process (GO): regulation of transcription by RNA polymerase II
Molecular function (GO): RNA polymerase II cis-regulatory region sequence-specific DNA binding; DNA-binding transcription factor activity, RNA polymerase II-specific
Source: RefSeq, a predicted model, not a curated record